AUGCAGAUACUGAACUAUAUGGAGCGGCAGUUGGCGUCAGAGAUUCGAAUUCGGAAUCUGAAAGACAUUGUUGGAGGUCCUGAGAGCAUUGACGACAUCUUUUGGAACAAUCGAGAUGACCUGAAGGAGUUACUUGAGAUUUUUAAAAUCAAAAACCGGAAAAAAACUCCAAAUGAACGAUGCAUAGUAGAAGGAGAGUUGCUUCUAAGGCGUCUUUGCAACCCCUCCACAAAAUCAGAAAGACUGUUCAAUAUUGCGGAUGGACUGCAAAUAAGCCAUACCACGUUAUAUCGCCUGAUAAAGGAGCAUCCAGAGGAUGCGGGAUGCUCUCAGGGCUUUGCUGGAAGCUCUGAGAGUAUUUUAGAGUGCCGGGUGGAGAUGUUUACAUAUUUGCAGGUUCCGAUACUAAUCUUCCAAUGA
Messenger RNA from Morchella sextelata, 420 nucleotides. RefSeq lists its product as uncharacterized. NCBI's taxonomy places the organism in Eukaryota, Fungi, Ascomycota, Pezizomycetes, Pezizales, Morchellaceae. The record is from RefSeq and is a predicted model, not a curated record. Bases 1 to 420 code for a protein of 139 amino acids. The transcript has a single exon.